Molecule: messenger RNA, 1310 nt
Organism: Neltuma alba
Lineage: Eukaryota; Viridiplantae; Streptophyta; Magnoliopsida; Fabales; Fabaceae
Exons: 6
Coding region: 215-841 (208 amino acids)
Source: RefSeq, a predicted model, not a curated record
GACACCUUGGAACAUCGAUAUGCUCCCAUUCGCCAUUCAGGUAUUCUGUUGAAGCAGUUAGCAGCCGCGCUUCCGAUGACGAAGUGAAAGUGGAACCCGCAGAAGAGGGCAUGAGCAUAUCCUCAUAGUGCACCCCCAUAUCUCAUCCCCUUAUUACCCGAUAUCAGUGAGAGGCAGGCUCUGAUUUCGACUUCCACUCCUAUAAGUAUUGGUUAUGGGCGCUUCAGAAUCUACCUUCUCAGGCUCCCAGCAGAGGGCAGAUGACAAAAUCACUACCGUAUCAGAGCGAUCGGAGGCCGCGGACCCCAUUUUGGAGAAGCUCAAGUCGCUCAAAAUUACAUCCCCCAUAUUGACGUCUGCCCCGGCAGAGAGUAGCUUAACUGAUAUUUUACUGAGGAAGCCUUCGUCAUCGUCGGUUCCAGCUAUUGUAAAUCCGAAGAUCCUACUGGAUCUCUUCUCAAUGUACCGUGAUUGGCAGGAAGACAAAGCUCAAAAGAUAAGCAAAAGACAGGAGGAGAUAGAAAAUAAAAUAGAAGUUGCAGAUGCUUUGGCAGUUAAACUUCUUCAGCGAUUUAACCACUCAGUAUCUACAAUGAAGACCGCUUCACAACACCUAUCUGAAGUACAUGCAUUGCAGGUGGAAAUUGGAGAGCUUAAAGGACGGUUGACUGAAGUUAUCAGUAAUUGUGAUGCUCUGUGCAAAAGAAUUACAGCAGAAGGCCCAGAAUCUCUCAGAUCAUCUAUUAAGCCUUUUACAAUUACUAAAACUGACCAAGAAAUCUUAUCCAACUCACCUAAUUUGCAGACAGGUUUGAUUAGAAAUCCACCUUCAGAAGAAUAGUUUGACUGCCGCGUUUGCUUCCUGUAUACGUCAGAGGAUUUCCACGUUCUUGUUGAACUUGGGGUUUCCCUUCCAUAUCUGACUUGAAUGGUUGGAUAAGAUGUUUGGCUAAAUUGCUAAAAGCCUUGUUUUGGAUGAACGGCAUGAAAUUUGCUAUUAGUUUAGAACUUGAGAUACAAGUCCGUGGCACGCUCGAUCCAUGUUGCCAUGCUUCUGCAUAAGGGAGCUUUGCUGCCGCACCGACUCCUUAUUUGUUGUGUAAGUACAAAACGGCAAGAGACCAUGUCGCCUUUUGAUUCGACAUGUCACAUGUAACCAGAUGUAGAGUGAUUAUUUCAUAUUGCAGAUUUCUUUUUCCCAGCUAGAUCAUAAUUUAGUUUACCAACAUUUCAUUUGCAAGAGUGAUAGAAAAUUUUAGUAAUUUUCCUUGAAGUUCGGUUAAAUGAUAUCGAAUCAUUUGUUUUUUAAA